GUGUGAUAUUGGCAUCAAUGCCGUCCACAUUUCAGUCCUGAGUUUUGAUAGUUAUUAGGUGUUGUCCGCUUACAAUUUACCCCGGUUGAGAAUUUGUUAUUGUGAACAUUUUUGCUGUACUUCAAACCAAACUGGUUAAAAAUAGCCCCAUUACCCUCCAAGUUUGAGGUUACAGAGGAUCUAUUUAAUAGUUAUUCGUAAAGUUCUGGUCAUCUUGGCUUUACUCGGCAUUCCCGUACUGUUGAAUAGUCACUUCAGAAGAGGCUCUCUUGUAGAGUAGUGUUGGCUUAUGCCCGGCAGUUCAGUUCUUUAAGAACAGGGAUGAGUAAGCUUUUGCAGUCAAUACCAAGAUGCCUAACUCGGAAGCCCGUUAUCGUAGCAUCGUUGUUCAUGGCAGCCAUCUUUGUAGUGUGGCCACACUUUGAUAAAGAUGUGGCCGUUGGCCUUAUAGCCUUGAAACCCUGGUCAAGCGAAGUGUGUGUCAUGGGACUCGAGCAGAAGAGGAGAUUGGCAACAACUAUCGCAGAUGUUCAUCGCGAAAUCAACCGAUUGUCGGGCACUCAGGGACUCAUUGAUGCCAAAUGGUCAGUGAAAUUAGCUGGCAUCAUCGAAGAGCUUGAUCCCAGGGUAACUGUGGAUGAUGGUCCUUGGCAGCAAGAGGAGCUUCCCCCGAGGGCAGAAGGCAAAUCGACACUCCCUCAGACCAAGCGGCGCCACGUGUGCCCUGAGAUAAUUCGUAAAUUCAGGUACGAUGUGCCUUAUUGUCAGCAUGGCAUCGACUUGGAGAACUGUGGUUACGUACCUAAAUUUAGAGAUGUUAUAACGGCAGUGUUGCCCGCUCUUUCAUGGGAACCUCUUGUCGCAAAUAUCGUUAUAGAAGGAAUCAGGAGUCAUUACGACAUUCCUGUCAUUGUUAUUGCACCGCCAGGUGAAAAGAUUAACCCGACUUUUGAGGGCGUCACAGUAAUCACAACAAAGAAAGAGAUCGAGGACAGCGAUGUCAUGAAUGACGCAUUGAGCAGCGUGAAGACUCCUUUUACAUUCCUCGGAUUGUCGUUAACUAACUUCAACAAUCAGUCCUCCCUGGAGCGUCUUGUGCGUGUUUUAGAUGAACUUGACCAAAUCGUGCUUGCGAGUGGCGCUUCCAGGGACCUCCACGGCCGCUGGAAUCAUGGCUGUCUGCAGGGACGAAUGGCUGAUUACCGAGCUCAUUAUACAGCUGGGUAUUAUCAUUCAAGAUACGAAUGUAUGUAUUGUGACGAUGUACUGAACCCUUUCGUCGUGAGAACUGAACUGUUGAAUAAAAAACCAUUCACGAAGGGCUUGAGUGGGCCAGUAGUAUUUCGUGACUGGUUUGCUACAGUUCGUGUCUUGGGUUACUUAGCUUUAUCGUGUCCUGAUGUUAUGUUUUAUACUACAGGCCCCGCGAAGAUGAAUGAAAAGGAUUGGCUAGUUAUGGCAAAGCUAUGGAAGCUCCAACAAAUACAGUGUUACGAUGGCCAAGUUUUUACUUUUUCCUGUGAAUCAGUUGGCAUAUCCUGUUUCUUUCCUUUACAUACUGUGUUUUCUUACCUGUUGCCUCCUUGUUGCAGAGCUAUGAUGGAUAAGCUAACGAGGAAUAUCGUACAGUUUGCCAAAAGAAGCAAUGUCCGAUACCAGCUGACUUGGGGAAGUGCGCUAGGAGCUGUAAAAAUGAGUCGUCGAAUUCCGUGGGAUUUCGACACAGACGUCUGGUAUGAUUGCGAAGACUUCGAUAAAUGGCAGACUUUUCCAGACACGCCUGAAGGAAAAGGCUGCUCUUUAACUGUAGUCGACAGAAUGUAUUUUUCUAUACACUGUCAGGGGUACUUUGUCGACAUGGGCUGCUAUGAAACCAAAAUAGACGGGUUAGAAUUUUUACCCAAGGGUUAUCAAAAUAUCCCAACAACUAUAUAUCAUUCAGGAUAUGAUUUUGUAGUUCCUCCAAAUCCCGGACUUUUCGUUAGAAACUGCAUUGGCUUAGGAGACCUGAAGCAUAAGGCCCACUGGCGAACAAAGAAAAUUGUCGAUCUUACAAGCAAGAAGGAUGAUGCACAUUAUAACCCCAGCCCAUGGAACUACUGUUCUGAUCCGAGUCACCAUUCUUGUCUGAUGCAUUUCCCUACGGAUGGUAACCUUCCUUUCACCGACCCUUUCCUCCAUGUGUAAAACAACAAUCAUAAGCAAGUUAGAACGCAAAUGGUUUAAUUGGUGUAUUUUGUAAGACCUAUAUUGAAUGUUUUGAAGUAACCCUCACUCGUAAAGUCUGGACGUAUCUUACAGAAGAUAUCUUCAGCUUCAACAUCUGUCAUGUACAACACAGAAACGAGCACAAAAUUUCAUUUUCUUUUAACUCUUAAUAGAGUGAUUGUUUAUUACAGAUGGCUAGCCCUUUUCAUAAUUCAGGCGAUACUGUGGAUGUUCUUGGGAGUUUUCAGAUUUGAUUCAGCAAUCAGGGAAUUGUCGUUCCAACAGCUAUUGUAUACUCGUAGUUCUUCCGUAGGGCCAACGCCCGUAAAAGGAAAACUGAUUUUUCGCUUCUAAGUCGAACACAUACUGUGAAAGCUUCCAUUCUUGUCUAGCUAUUCACAUACCUUCUAUGUGACCUCCAUUCCAUUGCUCAAAUGUUAUUUUCAUUUGAAAAUUCAGGGUAAUUGUUACUCUUAACAGAGUAUUAUGCCGUUGAUUUCAUGAGUCCAUUUUGAUACACUUAUUUAAUAUUUUCUAUAAUAUAAUUUUCUAUAAUAUAA
Messenger RNA from Macrobrachium nipponense, 2768 nucleotides. RefSeq lists its product as uncharacterized. The record is from RefSeq and is a predicted model, not a curated record. The transcript has 4 exons. Bases 322 to 2187 code for a protein of 621 amino acids. NCBI's taxonomy places the organism in Eukaryota, Metazoa, Arthropoda, Malacostraca, Decapoda, Palaemonidae.